Molecule: messenger RNA, 2149 nt
Organism: Camelus dromedarius (Arabian camel)
Lineage: Eukaryota; Metazoa; Chordata; Mammalia; Artiodactyla; Camelidae
Gene: ACKR3
Product: atypical chemokine receptor 3
Exons: 3
Coding region: 278-1366 (362 amino acids)
Biological process (GO): vasculogenesis; chemotaxis; angiogenesis
Cellular component (GO): membrane
Molecular function (GO): chemokine binding; G protein-coupled receptor activity; coreceptor activity
Source: RefSeq, a predicted model, not a curated record
GCAAAACAAAACCCACAAGGCUGCUCAUUACUCUGGAGAAGAGCUCCGGGAGCGUGGUUUUAAAAGUGGAAGUUUAGGUCGUUGCCUUCCGGCUGAUUUAUCUAAGUAGGGCAGUUGAGGUGAGAACCGCGUGGAGCACAUUUGUAGGUCGAAUUCCCCCGUGGACAGAACUCUAGCUACACACUUCCAGCCCCGAGGCGGUGCGCGCAGGAGCCAGGAAGGCGAGCCCUAAACCGGAGCCCAGCCGGGAGGCCGUUUGAUCGCUGCCCUUGGCACCAUGGAUCUGCACAUGUUUGACUACUCGGAACCGGGGAACUUCUCCGACCUCAGCUGGCCGUGCAACGGCAGCGACUGCAUCGCGGUGGACACGCUGCAGUGCUCCGGCAUGCCCAGCAAGAGCGUCCUGCUCUACACGCUCGCCUUCACUUACAUCUUCAUUUUCGUCAUCGGCAUGAUUGCCAACUCCGUGGUCGUCUGGGUCAACAUCCAGGCCAAGACUACGGGCUACGACACGCACUGCUACAUCUUAAACCUGGCCAUCGCUGACCUGUGGGUGGUGGUCACCAUCCCGGUCUGGGUGGUCAGCCUCGUGCAGCACAACCAGUGGCCCAUGGGCGAGCUCACGUGCAAGAUCACUCACCUCAUCUUCUCCAUCAACCUGUUCGGCAGCAUCUUCUUCCUCACCUGCAUGAGCGUGGACCGCUACCUCUCUGUCGCCUACUUUGCCAACACCUCCAGCCGCAGGAAGAAGAUGGUGCGCCGUGCCGUGUGCGUCCUGGUGUGGCUGCUGGCCUUCUGUGUGUCCCUUCCCGACACCUACUACCUGAAGACCGUCACGUCCGCUUCCAACAACGAGACCUACUGCCGGUCCUUCUACCCCGAGCACAGUGUCAAGGAGUGGCUGAUCAGCAUGGAGCUGGUCUCCGUGGUCCUGGGCUUCGCCAUCCCCUUCUCUGUCAUCGCCAUCUUCUACUUCCUGCUGGCCCGGGCCAUCGCCUCGUCCAGCGACCAGGAGAAGCAGAGCAGCCGGAAGAUCAUCUUCUCGUACGUGGUGGUCUUCCUCGUGUGCUGGCUGCCCUACCACGUGGUGGUGCUGCUGGACAUCUUCUCCAUCCUGCACUACAUCCCCUUCACCUGCCAGCUGGAGAACUUCCUGUUCACGGCCCUGCACGUCACGCAGUGCCUGUCCCUGGUGCACUGCUGCGUCAACCCCGUGCUCUACAGCUUCAUCAACCGCAACUACAGGUACGAGCUGAUGAAGGCCUUCAUCUUCAAGUACUCGGCCAAGACGGGGCUCACCAAGCUCAUCGACGCUUCCAGGGCGUCGGAGACCGAGUACUCUGCUUUGGAGCAAAACACCAAGUGAUGCGCUUCCCAGAGCCUCCAGGACCUGGAUGCUGGGUCCCAACAGGGCACCGGGCUGCAUCGUUCUCCAGAAUAAAGCCAAGUGGCUUCAGGCUUGAUGCCUGAGUAGCGUGAAGAGGGGGACUGGGUCUCUGGGGCUCCAUUCUCUCUCUCGGGCCAGCGUGGCUGUCGCAUGGCUGUCGCGCGGCUCUGCGUCCUAGGACGACCAGGUGGCAGCCCGCACUGCUCAUCAGAUCAGCCGUGGGGCUGGCUUGCCUGCACUUCUGUACAAUAGGACUCUCUGCUCCCUGAACGUUUAUAUGAUGAUUUGUAUUUAAAUCUUAAGACUUUAUUUUCUCACUCUUGGUGUACCUUAUUAAAAGAAAGCUGAAAUAUAUUUUAAAGAUUGUAUGGGAGGUAUAAUGCUGACAUAUAUUCAGUGUUGUAGUUUUGAGAUUAGUUUGACUUCUGCCUUGACUAAGGAUGACAUUCAUUGUUAGCUGGUUUGAAAGUAUAUAUAUAUAAAUACAUAAAUAUAUAAAUAUAUGCCAGCCUUGGCUGAAAUGUUUUAUUUACGAUAGUUUUAUAUCUGUGUGAUGCUUUGGACCGGUCUGGGAUGGGGAACGAAGACUGCUCUGUAGCGCAGUUGGUGACAAAAACAGCAUUGUAAAGUUACGUUGCAGGAAAGCAAACCCAGCAAACACUAUUCCAGGUGCAACACUGCACAAAAUCAACAGCUGCAUUGCAGAGAGUUCUUUCCAUUUGUAAGUUAUUUUUUUUAAUAAAGAUUUUUCUUUUCCUAAAA